AUGAAGUUCAUCAUAAUACUACUGAUUAUAUUAUCAUAUAAUGUCCAUUCAAAUAGAACAUUGAAAUUCAAUGAAUUAUGGAAGAAAUGGAAAUCUCUAUAUACUAAACAAUAUAAUGAUCCAAAUGAAGAAUUGAUUCGACAAAGAAUUUGGAAUAAGAAUCUAAUCAAAAUUCAAUUGCAUAAUUUACGUUAUGAUUUAGGCUUUGAAACAUAUUCUAUUGGUUUAAGUCGAUUUACCGAUAUUGAAUGGAAUGAAUUUUGUUCAAUGUAUAAAGUUGACAAAAGAAUAAUCAUUCCUGAAUCAUCUUUUAUUGAAGAAGAUUAUGAUGUGAAUAAUAUUGGUUGGACACCGGAUUCAUAUGAUUGGCGUCAUUUGAAUAUUGUGAAUGAACCAAGAGAUGAAGGUUCAUGCAUUGGUUCUUAUGCAUUUGCUGUAACAGCUGUAACUGAAUCUCAAUAUGCUUUACGUACAUCUUAUCGAAAAAACUUUUCUGUACAACAGUUUAUUGAUUGUACACGUAUAUAUGGUAAUAUGGGAUGUCAUGGUGGUUACACAUUUACAUUGUUUAUUUAUUUACAAAAUUUUGGAUUAGAAACAGAAGAGAAUUAUCCUUUUACGGGUGAGGAUCAAGAUUGUCUAGCAAAUAGUUCAGAUGUGAUUGUUCAAUCGAUUGGUUAUAAAUUUCAUCGACAUGGUUAUGAAACAAUUUUGAAAUGGGCAGUGUACAAUGAAGGUCCAUAUGUAAUUUCUAUGAAUAUUGAUGAAAAGUUUUUACAUUAUAAGUCAGGAAUAUAUCAAUCUGAUACAUGUACACAUUAUAAUUUAAAUCAAAGUAUGUUACUUGUUGGUUACGGUUAUGAUAAUGAUGGUAACGAUUACUGGAUAUUGCAAAAUAAUUGGGGAACAAAUUGGGGUGAACAAGGUUACGUGAAAGUACUUCGUAACAAUUGGAAUAUGUGUGGAAUUGCUUCAAUGGCAUUUCGACCAAUAUUACGAGGUUUUUAA
This is a messenger RNA of Schistosoma bovis, 1008 nucleotides long. The record is from the annotation of a GenBank genome assembly. NCBI's taxonomy places the organism in Eukaryota, Metazoa, Platyhelminthes, Trematoda, Strigeidida, Schistosomatidae.